AUGUCAAACCAAGGAUACUACCAGGGCGGCCCUCAGCCUCAGUACCCGCAGCAAAGCUACGGUCCCCCAGGCGCCAACUACGGUCCUCCUCCUCCUCAGCAACAAAUGUACUACGGUCCUCCCCAGGGCCAACAGGCGCCACCGCCACCACCGCCUCAGAAGAAGGAUAGGGGAUGUUUGGCUGCUUGUCUUGCCACCCUCUGCUGUUGUUUCCUCUGCGAGGAGAGCUGCGAAUGCUGUCUGGAUUGCUGCGAGUGCUGUGCAGAAUGCUGCUAA
Messenger RNA from Exserohilum turcica Et28A, 276 nucleotides. RefSeq lists its product as uncharacterized. The record is from RefSeq and is a predicted model, not a curated record. Bases 1 to 276 code for a protein of 91 amino acids. The transcript has 3 exons. NCBI's taxonomy places the organism in Eukaryota, Fungi, Ascomycota, Dothideomycetes, Pleosporales, Pleosporaceae.